Molecule: messenger RNA, 1850 nt
Organism: Triticum urartu
Lineage: Eukaryota; Viridiplantae; Streptophyta; Magnoliopsida; Poales; Poaceae
Source: RefSeq, a predicted model, not a curated record
UUUCCGUCGCGGCCACGACUCCCCCCAAUGUAGCUGCUCUCCGGCCACCGACACGCGGGCCCGGGCCCACUUCGUGCCCCGCAAGGAAGCCACCCAACCGACGUACCGCCGGCCGUAUCCCCUCCCCUCCGCUCCGCUCCCCGUAUAAAUUGCCGCCGCCAUCCGCAGCCAAUCCGCCCGCAACCUCCCAUGGAUCGAAUCCCCCCCAGCCCCCAAAACCCAGCGGAGCGAGCCACCGCCAUGGACUCCUCCGACGACGAGUGGGUCGUCCUCUGCACCGACAACCCCGCCGACUCCUCGGACGACCGCGGCGUCCUCGCGCUCCCCGCCUCCACCUCCCCCCUCUCCCUCUCCUCCUCCGACGAGGACGACGACGACGGCCUGCGGUCGGCGGGGUCGGAGGAGGAGGACCCGUUCGAGGUGGACGAGGACGAGGACGCGUCGCCGGGGCAGCGGCUCACGCGGCCGCUCUCGGGCAUGUUCCACCACACGCCCUCCGACUCGGUCGCCUACGCGGCCUUCGACCCCGUGCGCAGCGCCAAGCAGCUCAUCCCGGACCCGGCCUUCUCCGCCUUCCCGGAGCGGGUCUCGGUGCUCGCCUCGUCGCGCGGCCUCGUCUGCCUCCGCGGCUGCGCCACCGGCUUCUACUACGUCGCCAACCCGCUCACCUUCCGCCGCGUGCGCCUCCCGUACCAGAACCGCGACCACCGCCUCGACGCCGACCCGGCCGUCGUCAUCACCUUCGAGGACGACGAGGACGCCGCCGGCCAAGUCGGCCUCGGCGCCGGCUUCCGCCACUACCACGUCGUCGUCACCUACCAGGUCCACGACGGCGUCUGGGCCGUCGAGUCCUUCUCCACCCGCACCUGGGACUGGCGCGUUGGGGACGACAUCUGCGCGCCCGAGACGGUCGUCGCGCAGUCCGGGGUCGGCGCGCGGGGACGCGCCUUCUUCCGCACCACCAUCGGCCACAUCCUCUGCUACACCCCGGAGACGGGCUGCGUCGACCUCAUCCCCGCGCCCCAGGAGGUCGAGGACCGCAAGGACUGGGAGAUCGGCGAGAUGGAGGGCAACUUCAGCGUCGCCUGCGUCGACCAGGCCACCAAGGAGGUCGCCGUGCUCUACAUGGUGCCCGGCGAUGGCGCCGACCAGGUCACCUGGGCCUGGGCGGGCCAGUUCCACGCCAACAAGAUGGGCUACCAUGACAGGAUGACCCUGCUCCGCUCCCAGGGCGCCGCUGAGGUGGUCAUGUGGGAUCCUCUCGAGCAGCUCGUGCUCGCCGUCGACUUCGAUGGCAGGGUCACCCGCUCCAUCGGCCCCCUCUCCGGCGGGAUGUACUACUCGGAUUUCAUCCCCUACGUCAACUCAUACGCCGACAUCUACAGCGAGGAGGAGGUGGGUUCUGUGUUCAAGACGAAUGAUGAAGCCGUGACGUACAAAGUUCCACAGGCAUCCGUCAAAGCAGAAAUUGAUUCCAACUAAAAUCUCUUCCAAGAAAGGAAAGGAUUUGCUGAUGAUGGAGAAGGAAUAAUGAAGCUUCCAGAUCUGUGCAGCAUAAGGGAGAGCUAUAUGGAUAUCAUUCUUUGGAUGGCAGUUUUUGGCUGCUUUGCUACAUGAGCAUUCUCAUGCAGUUUCUCUAGUCAUGCAAAACUAUGCUACAAUCUUGUUUCUCUUUUCUAAGGGACGAAACUAUGUUCUCUUAUUGCUACCUAGUAGGUGUUUUUGUCUGCCAUGUACAUACAUAGUUGGUUAGAUGCAGAAUGCCCCCGUCUGUCUGUCGUGAAUCAAGUUCUUAAUUGCUGAAUUGGAAAUUAUCAUCUGGUGCCUGCGUGAUGCGCCAUUUUAGCAAA